GGCUGCCCUGAUUUGUGUCAUGGGUGUCGAGGUCAGGGAGGUUGUGUGGUUUGUGUGUGUGUUGCAGGUGUGAAGUAGUAACCGUAGUAACUGUGUUAAUAAAAAUGGCUGAUGAAUUGCAAGAUAUUUCAAAAUUAAAAGUGGCAGAUUUGAAGAAGGAACUGAAAGGUAGAGGUCUGAGUGUGGUGGGAAAUAAAACUGAAUUGGUAGGAAGAUUACAGCUAUCUUUACAAGGAGAGAACUCCUUGAUCAUAGAGCCUGAUUCUGUAGCAGGUGAUUCUGAGGAGAUUAUGGAUGAUGAUGAUGUCCUCGCUGAUGAAGAGGAGGAAGAAGUCUUGGUGGGUGACAUCAGCACCUCCCCAGAACCAAAACUAAGGAAGCUGGCACCAGUGUCUGAGGAUGAAAGUCUUGUGUCCAACAAACCUGCUGCAGCAAGCGCCAAAAAGAUUGUGCUAAACCGCAAUGUGGUUCCAUCUGCUGCAAGCUCUGAGAAGGAAAACCACCAGCAGCAGACAGCACAGGGCAUCUCUGAUACAGGACAGCAGCCACAGCGCCAGCAUCAGCAGCAGUCUGAUGGCAAGAAGGUCAUCAAGCUGUCUGCCUUUUCCAUGAAAGAGCGCCUGGAGAUGCGAGCACAAAAGUUUGGUGUGGAACUGUCAGUAGAUGCCAAGAAGGAAGCCAGAGCUGCUCGCUUUGGAAUAUCGGCACCCCUCAACACAGGCACCACUGUUACGCAAAGUUCAGACAUUCUUCGUAAGCGGGCUGAGAGAUUUGGGCUGACAUUGUCUCCAGUAAGCAGCAGAAACUUGAGCAAGGUUGAACUCAGUGAAAAGCUGGAAAAGAGGAAGUGGAGAUUUGGUGCUGAUGAUACAGCACACGGAAAGAAGAGCCCCAUAAGCAACAGUGUCCUGGAGGAGAAGAAGCGGCUUCGAGCAGAGCGAUUUAAGCUUACCAAAUAGCCUGUCAUAUUGUCACUCUAUUGGACUGCUUUGGCACAAGAAUGUGUUGAAAUGUAUCAUGUCAGCAGCAGUGCAGUGUGAUGGUGUGGUACUCUCCGUAACUCUUGUAGGAAGUAUUAUGUUUGUAUGAAUCUCACCCUCAUAAUCAUCUCAGUACAUGUUUCAUAGCUACAAGGGUGAAUGAAGUUGUUAAUAGUCCAAAUAGCAAUAUGCAUGGCAUACUUCUUUCCUUCUUAUAAUAAAAUAAAAUUUGUGAAAAGAAAAAAUUUACUAUCAUUCCCAUCCCAAAGAGUACAGGAAUUUGAGAAAAUGUUUUUGUUAUAUGUCACACCAUAACCUGGCAGAAAUGCAUCUCAUUACCAUGGUUACUAUAAAACGUGAAAUUUAUAUACUCGUCAUGGGCCCGAUGCUUUUCUGGCAAAUGAAGUAAUAAGGUAAAGUUGUACCUCUGCCUAACUAAUUGAGCACUAUGCCAUGAAGACGUAUGAAGGAGUGAAUGUAUA
This is a messenger RNA of Cryptotermes secundus, 1462 nucleotides long. RefSeq names its product SAP domain-containing ribonucleoprotein. The record is from RefSeq and is a predicted model, not a curated record. The coding region runs from base 105 to 959 and encodes 284 amino acids. Gene Ontology annotation, cellular component: nucleus. The transcript has 7 exons. Lineage: Eukaryota; Metazoa; Arthropoda; Insecta; Blattodea; Kalotermitidae. Gene Ontology annotation, biological process: poly(A)+ mRNA export from nucleus.